AUGAGUUUUUUCAAGAGUGUAUCAAGGCAAAGCUCUAUUCAAUCAGAGUAUGCUUUUGGUUGCCCGGAAGAUUCAUAUAAAUUCAUAUCAAACACAAGAAAAUUCGCGCCACAGCCUUGUAGAGCCCAUUGUCACAGAAGACCUUCAUCAAUAAAUCCUUAUACUGCAGGAAAUUUUCAAUUCGUUUAUAAAAAUCCAGCUCAACUCGAUAAACAUUCAGAAAGCACUAGAAAGAUUGAUGAAUUAAACGAUGCUUUAUUUGGACAUUGUUUUUGGCCCGAGUCAGGCAUACAAUGGGAUCUUCUAUAUGCCGCAAUUGCACAUGUUAGCGAUGAGUAUGUAUGCCCUAUAUGUUUAUUUACACCUGUUGCGCCGAGAUUAACAAUAUGUGGUCAUAUUAUCUGCGCAGACUGCUUGCAGCUUUUAAUGAAUCAUAGUGAUAAGGUCAUGAAAUGUCCUGUAUGCGGUGAAAUCAUUGGAUCUCAUGAUUUUAUCAGAUGCAAAUGUAUUUUCGAUUCUAAGCUUACAAAAUGCACAUUUUCAAAAGUUUAUCGUUAUGUUAGCGAUAACAUAUGCUUUGGAGCUCAUGGACAGCUUGAUUCUCUUCGUGUAGCUUCAGAUCCAUUAAAUAAAUUUACCAGAUUCACAAUAGCAGAUUCUAAGUUUAUUGAAUCAAUGCAGAGAGGCGAAAUAGAAGCUCUACAGACUCAGCAUGUCAUUUAUGCUGAAGAACCAGAAAAAGUCGCUGCAAUUCAAUCUAUCAUCGAAUCUAUACAAAAAGAAACAGUUGAUGACGACAAAACUGUUUUUCGUACAUGCAAACAUACAGACAGUGAACAAAAAGUCACUUUUUAUCAAUCUGUUGAUGGCCGAAUUAUUUUCAUGAACCAACUUAAUAAGAAGAUGCUUAUUGAACAGUUUGGAUCACUUGACAAAGCUCCAGAUAGUAUAGAAGCUCCAGUUAUGUCGACUUCUAUUGGAUAUGAAUAUGAUACAGAUAAUUCUCAUAUUCCGUCGGGUGCAGAAUGCGUGUAUGCAUUCCUUGAUUUCACGAACAUCGUUUCUAAGGAUGUUCUCGCGCAACAUUCUCGUGAAAUUAAGAAAUUAACUCCUGUUGUUGUCAAAAAACAUGUUCCAACACGAGUUAUCACGAAAGAUGACUUCCAGAAGUUCAUUCCAGAAGAACACCAUCCAGAACCAACACUUUCAGACGAACAAGAGUUUCCUUCACUUUCUCCAUCAAAACCAGCUCUUCCAAAGAAAGAAAAGCCUAAACAGGAAGAAGACUUUCCUUCAUUUGACUCUCUUUCUUCUCAGCCCCAACCAAAGAGAGGAAAGAAAAAGACAGCUGUUGUUAUUAGCGCAUGGGGCAAUAUUAAUUUCUAA
Trichomonas vaginalis G3 is the source of this 1386-nucleotide messenger RNA. Its product is annotated as ubiquitin-like protein transferase protein. Gene Ontology annotation, biological process: positive regulation of transcription by RNA polymerase II. Lineage: Eukaryota; Parabasalia; Trichomonadida; Trichomonadidae. The transcript has a single exon. Gene Ontology annotation, molecular function: transcription cis-regulatory region binding. Bases 1 to 1386 code for a protein of 461 amino acids. The record is from RefSeq and is a predicted model, not a curated record.